CCUGUCGCGGUUGCCUCCUUCUCCUCCUCUCCCUUUCUCUGUGUGUGAGUGAUUGUGUGCAAAUGGCGCCUAUUGAGGCCAGCAAGACCCGGCGACGGGCCACUCACUUACCGGCCUUGGCGCAGAGUAAGUGUCCGGGUGGCAGGGAGGCUGAGCGGCGCCAGGCGGCCGGAGACGAGGACGAAGAGGAGAACAAUCUGUGGUCAUCCAUCCUGAGUGAGGUAUCCACCCGCUCCCGCUCCAAGCUGCCGUCCGGGAAAGCCGUGCUGGUGACGGGCGAAGAUGGAUCUGGUAAAACUACUUUAAUUGCAAAAUUACAAGGAGUUGAGGACUACAAGAAAGGGAGAGGAAUAGAGUUUUUGUAUCUUGAUGUUCACGAUGAAGACAUUGAUGACCACACUCGAUGCAAUGUUUGGAUCUUGGAUGGUGACACUUACCACAAAGGUCUCCUGAAAUUCGCAGUUACGUCAGAUAACAUAAAAGACACUUUGCUGAUGCUAGUGGUGGAUAUGUCCCGGCCUUGGAUGGUCAUGGAUUCAUUACAGAAGUGGGCCAAUGUUGUUCAAGAGCACAUUGACAAACUAAAAAUACCACCAGAGGAAAUGAGAGAGAUGGAGCAGAGCUUGGUAAAGGAGUUUCAAGAAUAUGAAGAACCAGAUAGGGAAAUGCCAGCUUCUCCACAGCGAAGAAAUACUGUGUUGCAAGAAACAGAUGAAGAAAGUGUGGUCUUACCUCUAGGUGCCAAUACACUUACACAUAAUCUUGGGAUUCCAGUCCUAGUAGUUUGCACAAAGUGUGAUGCAAUUCACCAACUGGAAAAGGAACACGACUACAGAGAUGAACACUUCGACUUCAUUCAAUCACACAUCCGUAGGUUCUGCCUACAGUAUGGAGCAGCACUUAUUUAUACUUCAAUAAAAGAAAAUAAAAAUAUUGACUUAAUGUAUAAAUACCUUGUCCAUAAGUUAUAUGGAUUUCCUUUUCAUUCACCGGUACUAGUUGUGGAAAAAGAUGCAGUAUUUAUUCCAGCGGGAUGGGACAAUGAAAAGAAAAUAGGAAUUUUGCAUGAAAAUUUCCAGUCUUUAAAAGCCGAUGACAAAUUUGAAGAUGGCAUUACGAAGCCUCCAGUAAGAAAGGUAGUACAUGAGAAGGAAAUUUUAUCAGAAGAUGAUCAAGUGUUUCUUAUGAAACAGCAGUCUUUCCUAGCAAAACAGCCACCUCUUUCAACCGGAAGGCCACUAGAUUCUGCAACAAGAGUUGCUGGAGGUUCUCCAAGAACACCAAGCCGAACUGGAAGUGCCAGCGUUGUUAACGUAACUCCUAUUCCAGCAGGAAACAAAAAGAUUGAUCCCAAUAUAAAAGGAGCUGCAAGUGAAGGAGUUUUGGCGAAUUUUUUCAACAGUCUUCUAAGCAAAAAGACUGGCUCGCCUGGAGGAAGUGGUAGUAAUUUACAAGGCUCUGCAAAGAAAAGUGGCCACAAACCAGUCUUAACAGACGUACAAGCAGAACUAGACAGAAUUGCACGUAAACCAGAAGCUGUGUCUCCAGCUCAUACAUCCAUAACAGAAGACAAAGCAUCCUGAAGAAAGCAACUUAAUACAAUGCCCUGUGUUAUUGGCUUCGCCUCUCCCUUUUCCUUCAGAAGGUGUACUGAGGAUCAAAGGCUGUUUUUGAAGUAUACUGGAUUACUACAUUUUGAGUCUUCAAUGAGUUGUUCAAUGUAUGUAAGGAAACCGUAUCGAGAGGAAAAUACAAUGCCGCAAAAAUGAUUCUGCUAAUGUGUUUUCUGAGAGGAAAAAUAAUGAGAAGAGCUUAAUUAUUGGAACUUGCAUCUUUGUUCAAAUAAUGCUAAUUUGCAACCAAUGUUGGUGUGUUAUCUGUAUUUCCCAGGUGUUAAUUUGGGAAAUGUCCUAUACUGAUGGUAAAUACGGUGCCUGACACACAGUAUCGAAACAUGUAUUGCUGCCCAGAGGCAUAGCAGGAAUCCAGGCUACAUAAACUUUUCAGAAACUUGCGUCCUGAAAAUACUGCCUCAAAGAUGAAUUUUUGGUGGCCCACAAGUAUGCAGAACUGAAGUGUUCUUAGAACAGUCUUUAAAAUGCUGAACAAAAUGGUGCAAUGCCUACUUUUGUAUACCAAUAUGUUACUUGUCAAUCGCAAUGUUAAAAUAAAUGAAAGGGGGCAGAAAUUCCCACCCAAGGACAGUAUAUUACUUCAACUUGAACGCCUUAUCAUUUGUUCUGGUUGUUAGUAUAGUACUUCCUUAACUUAACCCUGUCUGGUUUCUGUAUUGUGCUGUUUCUAAUUACAGAAAGAUGUGUAAGGAUAGCAAUCCUUCAAUAAAGUUGUAUUUAUUCUCUGCA
This is a messenger RNA of Hemiscyllium ocellatum (epaulette shark), 2363 nucleotides long. Its product is annotated as cytoplasmic dynein 1 light intermediate chain 1-like. Gene Ontology annotation, biological process: microtubule cytoskeleton organization; microtubule-based movement. The record is from RefSeq and is a predicted model, not a curated record. The transcript has 13 exons. Gene Ontology annotation, molecular function: dynein heavy chain binding. The coding region runs from base 63 to 1583 and encodes 506 amino acids. NCBI's taxonomy places the organism in Eukaryota, Metazoa, Chordata, Chondrichthyes, Orectolobiformes, Hemiscylliidae. Gene Ontology annotation, cellular component: cytoplasmic dynein complex; centrosome.